CGUUCCCCGGGCGCCCCCAUUCCGGACCAGCCCUCAGGAGCCUCAUACCCGACUCCCGCGAGGACUCGACCCCAGACAUCGGUCGCACCCUCCCGCACGGCCCCCAGCUCCUAGCCUCUCUCUUGAGCCCCCGCGCAUCCAAGGACCCUUCUCCUCCGGGAUCCAGGAGACGGGAUCAAUCUCAGACCUGCCUCAGCUUUCCUAUUCAAGACCACCCACCUUUGGUACCAGAUCUCGCUCAUCUCGGUUUUUGCCGUGGGAUACCGAGAACACACCCAUCAGAGCCUCCCCUCCAGCUCCGCUGCGUCCUCCCUGAGGGCCUCAACUCCCCCCCUCCCCAGACCCUCCUACCUUUCCUCGGGAGACCCCCCGCCCCCGGGGCCUCUGUAGGGGCGGGGCCUCCCUCUUCCCACCCCAGCCCGGCUCGCGCUCUCGGCUGUGCCGGGGGCGCCGCCUCCCCCAUGCCGCCCUCGGGGCUGCGGCUGCUGCCGCUGCUGCUGCCGCUGCUGUGGCUACUAGUGCUGUCGCCUGGCCGGCCGGCCGCCGGACUGUCCACCUGCAAGACCAUCGACAUGGAGCUGGUGAAGCGAAAGCGCAUCGAGGCCAUCCGCGGCCAGAUUCUGUCCAAGCUUCGGCUCGCCAGCCCCCCGAGCCAGGGGGAGGGGCCGCCCGGUCCGCUGCCCGAGGCCGUACUGGCCCUUUACAACAGUACCCGUGACCGGGUGGCCGGGGAAAGUGCCGAACCUGAGCCUGAGCCAGAGGCGGACUACUACGCCAAGGAGGUCACCCGCGUGCUAAUGGUGGAAAACAGCAACGAAAUCUAUGGGAAAAUCAGGCGUAGCCCACACAGCCUGUUUAUGCUCUUCAACACGUCGGAGCUCCGGGAAGCGGUGCCCGAACCUGUGUUGCUCUCUCGGGCAGAGCUGCGCCUGCUGAGGCUCAAGUUAAAAGUGGAGCAGCACGUGGAGCUGUACCAGAAAUACAGCAAUGAUUCCUGGCGCUACCUCAGCAACCGGCUGCUGGCCCCCAGCGACUCGCCCGAGUGGCUGUCCUUUGAUGUCACUGGAGUUGUGCGGCAGUGGCUGACCCACGGAGAGGAAAUAGAGGGCUUUCGCCUCAGUGCCCACUGUUCCUGUGACAGCAAAGAUAACACGCUCCAAGUGGACAUUAACGGGUUCAGUUCCGGCCGCCGGGGUGACCUCGCCACCAUUCACGGCAUGAACCGGCCCUUCCUGCUCCUCAUGGCCACCCCGCUGGAGAGGGCCCAGCACCUGCACAGCCCCCGGCACCGCCGAGCCCUGGACACCAACUACUGCUUCAGCUCCACGGAAAAGAACUGCUGCGUUCGGCAGCUCUACAUUGACUUCCGCAAGGACCUGGGCUGGAAGUGGAUUCACGAACCCAAGGGCUACCACGCCAACUUCUGCCUGGGGCCCUGCCCCUACAUCUGGAGCCUGGACACGCAGUACAGCAAGGUCCUGGCCCUGUACAACCAGCACAACCCGGGCGCGUCGGCGGCGCCGUGCUGCGUGCCGCAGGCGCUGGAGCCGCUGCCCAUCGUGUACUACGUGGGCCGCAAGCCCAAGGUGGAGCAGCUGUCCAACAUGAUCGUGCGCUCCUGCAAGUGCAGCUGAGGCCCCGCCCCUCCCAACAGGUCCCGCCCACCCCGGCAGGCCCGGCCCCGCCCCCCACCCGCCUCAUCAGGGUUGUAUUUAAGGACACCGCGCCCAAGCCCCCCCUGGGGUCCAUUAAAGGUGGAGAGAGGACUG
This is a messenger RNA of Lipotes vexillifer (Yangtze River dolphin), 1769 nucleotides long. RefSeq names its product transforming growth factor beta 1 (gene TGFB1). The transcript is spliced from 7 exons. The coding region runs from base 462 to 1634 and encodes 390 amino acids. Lineage: Eukaryota; Metazoa; Chordata; Mammalia; Artiodactyla; Lipotidae. The record is from RefSeq and is a predicted model, not a curated record. Gene Ontology annotation, biological process: transforming growth factor beta receptor signaling pathway; regulation of cell population proliferation. Gene Ontology annotation, molecular function: transforming growth factor beta receptor binding; cytokine activity; growth factor activity. Gene Ontology annotation, cellular component: extracellular region.